GAUAGUGUCAGAUGCAAAAGGGAAAAUUAAGAGGAGAAGUGCAAAUACAAAAAUCAACACAGGAUGUGACUAUAGUCAAGGUAACAACCACAGGGUCGCUCAGCAUGCAAACUGCCCAAAGGUGACAGAUUUAGUUUGUUGCCUUCAAGAUGCACGCUCUGCACAAGUUCUUGCUUAUUCAUGUUCUGACAUGUUUCGGAGGAAAUGCGCUUAGGAGUGAAAUCAUAAAUGGUAAAAAGACCAAGCCGAAGUCGAUGCAGUAUAUGGCCUCGGUGCAGAACAAGCAUCGCUACCAUAUAUGUGGAGGAUUCCUCAUCAGUGAAGACUUUGUACUCACUGCUGCACACUGUGAAGAUACGAAUCCUACAAGUGUUGUUCUUGGAACCCACAAUCUGAGGAAGGUUGAUGAUAAAACAAUGAGAUACGGUGUGAAGAUGUGCAAACACCCAUCUUAUGUGAAACCUGUGAUGGGGAAUGACAUCAUGCUUCUCAAACUGUCUAGGAAAGCUCCCCUGGGUAAAAAAUCACUAAUUAAGACAAUUCAACUUCCAAGUCGUCAAAUUCCCCUUAAAGAAAACAAAAAGUGUGUUGUAGCUGGAUGGGGUUUCACAAGAACUGGUGGUGGAAAUGUUAAUGACCUGCAAGAGGUGAAUGUUCCUAUCAUUAACCUGGAAAAGUGUCAGAAGGCAUGGAUUAUUGCCCUUCCUGCCAAUGUUAUCUGUGCAGGGGGAUAUGGCACAAAGAAAGGAUUCUGUCAGGGCGAUUCUGGUGGCCCUCUGGUGUGUGGCAAGGUGGCAGUUGGUGUUGUUUCCUUUAACAACAAGAAUAACUGUGACUACCCAGAAUUACCCAACAUCUAUACAGAAAUAUCAACAUUUCUUCCCUGGAUAAAUGACACCCUCAAUAAAAAGACCUGUCACCCCAAAGAGGCUCAACAGGUUGAGUCUGGCAGCAUGAUGCAUGCUCUGCAUAUGUUUCUGCUCUUCCAUCUUCUGACAUGUCUGGGACCUAACGCACUUGGGAGUGAAAUCAUAAAUGGUAAGAAUGCCCCAGAGGCAUUAAUGCUGUAUAUGGCCUCGGUGCAGAACAACAUGGGUGAUCAUAUAUGUGGAGGAUUCCUCAUCAGGGAAGACUUUGUACUCACUGCUGCGCACUGCAUCCGCUCGAAUCCUACAAGUGUUGUUCUUGGUACCCACAAUCUCAAGAAGGUUGAUAAUAGAACAAUGAGAUACAAUGUGAAGACAUGCAAGCAUCCAUCUUUUAAAAAUGAACGACAGGGUAAUGACAUCAUGCUCCUCAAAUUGUCCAAGAACGCUCGACUGGACAAGAGAGUAAAACCAAUUCGACUUCCAAAGACUGUGAUUAAAAUAAAAGAUAAUGCAAAGUGCCGUGUGGUUGGAUGGGGAUUCAUAAGAACUGGAGGUGAACUUAGUAAUAAGCUACAAGUGGUGGAUGUGCCUUUUGUUAACUUGACGGUCUGUAAGACAAGAUGGAGGCCUCUUAAUGAACUUCCUGACGAUGUCAUCUGUGCCGGUGGGUAUGGCACAAAGAAUGGAUUCUGUCAGGGUGAUUCUGGUGGUCCUCUGGUGUGCGGCGGGGAGGCUGUUGGUGUUGUGUCUUUCAACAUGAACAGAAACUGCGACUACCCAAAUGUACCCAACGUCUAUACGAACAUAUCAAAAUACCUUAAAUGGAUCAAAGAUAUUCUCAAGAAAAAGAAUUGUUAAAUGUUACAAUUAAGCAUAUUGUAAUGUGCUGGCUCCUCGGUUUGGGAAUAGCUUUCCACUCAGCAUCAGGCCGCUGACGAUGUCGCUGCCUUUCAGUCAUAAAACUCCCUUUUACAGAAUGCCCAUUCCUAACAAACAAAAUACUUACUUGUCUUUAUUACAUGUGUUCUAUAAAUAAACUAUUAUUAUUGCUGUGGGGGUAUUUGUUGUAUUUAAGAUGCUCUGUCAGUGUUUGUUCUUUAUCUGAAAUGCAAAAUAAAGUUUCAAAUUUUAAA
Messenger RNA from Dicentrarchus labrax (European seabass), 2002 nucleotides. RefSeq names its product serine protease 30-like. The transcript is spliced from 10 exons. Gene Ontology annotation, biological process: proteolysis. The record is from RefSeq and is a predicted model, not a curated record. The coding region runs from base 150 to 1727 and encodes 525 amino acids. NCBI's taxonomy places the organism in Eukaryota, Metazoa, Chordata, Actinopteri, Moronidae. Gene Ontology annotation, molecular function: serine-type endopeptidase activity.